Tetrahymena thermophila SB210 is the source of this 2463-nucleotide messenger RNA. RefSeq lists its product as hypothetical. The transcript has a single exon. The record is from RefSeq and is a predicted model, not a curated record. NCBI's taxonomy places the organism in Eukaryota, Ciliophora, Oligohymenophorea, Hymenostomatida, Tetrahymenidae.
UUAGUUUUGUAGAGGCUUUUUUAAAAGUUUAGAUUAAGAGAAAAAUAAGUAUCUAAAAAAAAGAAUUUUGAAACAAAAAAGAAAAAUUUAAUAGAUUCGCAAAAUUUCCAAGAAAAAAAAAAAUUGAAAUAUUAAAAAAUGCAAGUUAAAACCCUUUAAUACACUAAAUAACAGCUACUUGACUCCUUCAAAAAGAAGUAAAAUGAUCAAAUUAGAGAAUUGAUUAUGCAAGAAACAGGAGUUGAUCUAUUCACAGAACUUCCAUAAGAAGCUGUUAAUAAAUAAUAGGAUUAGUUGGCAUUAGACCUAAAUCAAGGAUUUUUCAAGAAUAAAAAAGGUUUUAUUAACAAAAAUAAUAACAAUAACUAAAACUUUAGAGGAGACAACAACAACAACAAAUUUAGCAAUGAUUUCAAGAGAGGACCAUUAAACAAUAAGAACCAAGAAAGUGGUGAUGGUAUGAGAUUCAACAGAAAAAAUUAAGGAGGAUAAUAAGCACAACAAAGUUUAAAAGAGCUUAUUCCCGUUUUUCAAGAUUGUGGUUUUAUCAAAGACUCUACUAUCGAAGUAUGGUAUUACAAGGAAUCAGAGGAAAUCGAAGGACCCUUUAAUUCUGUAGACAUGGACAAUAUGCUUUUUGCCAACAAAGUUAAUUUUGAAACCAAAGUAGCAUUUAAAGACCCUGAAGAAAAGUAUGUGAGAAUUAAAAAGCUUAUUCAAUUAACCUAUGAAGAUAAGUACAACCAUUUGCUUGAAAAAUCAAAACCAACAAACAAUGAUGAAAACAACAACUAAAGAAGGUAUUAAAAAAAAAAAGAAUUUACUGGAAGCAAUGAAGAAAAUACCAACUUCUCUAGAGGAGUACCACGUUUCACAAAAUAAACAAGUGAAAAUAAUAAUGCUAACAAUAGCAACUAGCAAAAUACUGCUAUUACUAGACCUUAAUUUACUCGUACUAUUUCUGAUGCAAAAAAUUAAAAUACUACUGAAACACCUUAGGUAAAUAGCAAACAAACAGAGCAAAAUGAAAUAAGUAAACCAUAAGAACCUUAAAAGAAUACUGCUGAAUAAAAAAAACCUCAAGAGUCUAAAGAAGAAAUUCAAGCAACUGCUAGUACUACUAAAGCAAAAACUACCAAAGAAGAACAGAAAACUCCUACUAUUUCUCAGCCUCAAAAGAGUAAUGAAGAUAAAUUACAGUAAAAUUAAGAAUCAUUAAAAAAUAACAAGGAAGAAAAAUAAGCUAAGCCUUCAAAGGAAAAUAAAAAACAAACUAAGGAACUAAAAGAAUAAAAGUAAGAACCUAAGCAGGAAGUAAAAGCUUAAGUAGAAACUACAACUGCUGCUACUGUUCCUACUCCUGCUCCUGCAACUUCUGCAAAAUAAAGUACUCUUGUUCAACUUCCAGUAUAAUAAGAAUAAAGUUUAGAAGGAUUUUAAGUCAUUCCUAGCAAAUAAGCAGGAAAGAAAAAAUUUGAUAAAAAAAAUGCAACAAAAAUAUUAGUGACAGGACUUUCAGAAUAAGAAAUUAAAGAAGAAGAAAACCGUAAAAGGCUUGAAGAAAUUCGUCAAAGAGAUCUAAUUUAAUAACAAAAAUUCGCAGAGCAAUAAGCUAAGGCUAAGGAAUAAGAGUAAGCAUUAAAGAAAUUAGAUUAUUUUGAUGAUGAAUCAAAGGUAGAAGAAAUUAUUGGUGAAGAAGAAAAUUUCCCAACAUUAGGAUAGCCAAAUACAAACUAAAAGAAAAAUUAAUUAGUUUCCAACAAUAAGAAGCAACAGGUAAAAGCUUAAAACUAAUCUGAUGAAGAUGAAGAAACAGAUAAAUAAGAACAAGUUAAAUAGGCAUCAAUCUCAAAAACUGGUAAUAAGCUUGUCAAAGGUGGUUAAACUUAAGGUAAAAAUGAUAAAAAGUAAGUAGCCAAUAAGAAUUAAUAAGAAUUUGGAGAUGAUUGGAUAGUAAAUGACAAGAACUCAAAGAAAAAAUAAAGCAAAAGAACUCAAGAAGAAUCAGAUGAAGAAUAUGAAAGAUAGCAAGCAAUUAUUAACGAGCAAGCCAGAUAAGAGAGACUAAAAAAAUAGAAAGAAUAAGAAGAAAAAUAACGUCAAUUAGAGUUAUAACAACAAGAAGAAAAAAGAAAGAUUGAAGAAUUCUAGAGACGCCAAUAAUUUGGAGAUUAAGAUUAUCAUUCAGAAUCAGAAGAAGAAAUAGAUCCUAGUGAUGAGAAAUCUUUCCCAACUCUUGGUGGUUAGGUUUAUAACGGACCUCCUAAGAAAAACCAAAAUUAGCAAAAUAAAACUAAAGGCAAAUUCAACACUACAGCUUAAUCUAAAGCUCUUUACAGCUACGUUAAAACAUUAGAGGAGAAUGCUUGGGAUAUUCAACCUAAAAAAUAACCUAUUAAGUAAUAAUAAUAAUAGAAGACUAAAUAAAGUCAUAUUAGUAAUGAUGAUUUCCCUUCCUUGUGA